GAGUAUAUUAUACCUUCUGUGUGUGUACCAACAUGAUAUUGAAGAUCUUACUAGGAAUAUAUUUUUAUGCCAUGAGAUUUUCAAAAAGGAAUAACAAAGUCCUUAUCUUGUAGAUGAGAAAUUAUAUGUGCUUAUGAUGAAGUCAGUGAGAGGAUUUGCUAUAAAGAAGUAUCAGAUUCAGUGGGGAUUCAGAGAGAGGUCAUAACUAUUUGGGGAAAUCAAGAAAAUGCUUAUAGGGCAUUCAUGAUCCAGACAGAGCUUGAAAGAUAAGUAAUAAUAAGCACAAAAGGGUAACACAGUGGAAGACUCUAGUAUAGGGCUUGGCAAAACUGUAGCCCUUAGGCUGACCACCUGUUUUUGUAAAUAAAGUUUCAUUGGAACAUAGUCAUGCCCAUUGGUUUAGGUAUUGUCUGUGACUGCUUACAUGCUGUAGUGGCAGAGUUGAGCAGUUGAGACAGAACACAUAGUCUGUAAAGCCCAAGAUAUUUACUAUUCAGUCCUUUAUAAAAAGAAAGUUUGCUGUUCCCUACAAGUAGAUAGGCUGUGGGUGGGAAAGUAUGAUUGCUAACUAUUAAAGAAAUGAAAAAAAAUGUUAUAUUUAUUAUAGCUGGAGGGGGAAGUCAGUAAUAGAGGGCUGGGUGGUUAAAGAGGGGGGUUUAUCCUUGAAGGAAUUUAAUAGGGAGACCAUUACUAAUAGAGAGGAAGUGCAGGGCGUCUCUAGUCUGGGACAGUAGUUCAUUUAGGCAUGGAUGUGGCUUGUCCUUAAUCAUACUUUUCUAAUCUUUCUCUCACUAGCCAAGAAGGAUCAGGAAGGUGGAGAAGAAAAGAAAGCUGUGCAAAAGAAAAAAGUGAAAGAGUUAAAGGUGUUGGAUUCAAAGACAGCCCAGAAUCUCUCAAUCUUUUUGGGUUCCUUCCGCAUGCCCUAUCAAGAGAUUAAGAAUGUCAUCCUGGAGGUGAAUGAGGCUGUUCUGACUGAGUCUAUGAUCCAGAAUCUCAUUAAGCAGAUGCCAGAGCCCGAGCAGUUAAAGAUGCUCUCUGAACUGAAGGACGAGUAUGAUGACCUGGCUGAGUCAGAGCAGUUUGGCGUGGUGAUGGGCACUGUGCCCCGCCUGCGGCCUCGCCUCAAUGCCAUCCUCUUCAAGCUGCAGUUCAGUGAACAGGUGGAGAAUAUCAAGCCAGAGAUUGUUUCUGUGACUGCCGCGUGUGAGGAGUUGCGAAAGAGUGAGAACUUCUCUAGCCUCCUGCAGAUUACCUUGCUUGUCGGAAACUAUAUGAAUGCUGGCUCCAGGAAUGCUGGUGCUUUUGGUUUCAGUAUCAGCUUCCUCUGUAAGCUUCGCGAUACCAAGUCCACUGAUCAGAAGAUGACACUGUUGCACUUCUUGGCUGAGUUGUGUGAGAAUGACUAUCCCGAGGUCCUCAAGUUUCCAGAUGAGCUUGCCCAUGUGGAGAAAGCCAGCCGAGUUUCUGCUGAAAACUUGCAGAAGAACCUAGAUCAGAUGAAGAAACAAAUUUCUGAUAUGGAACGUGAUAUUCAAAAUUUCCCAGCUGCCACAGAUGAGAAAGACAAGUUUGUUGAAAAAAUGACCAGCUUUGUGAAGGAGGCCCAGGAACAGUAUAACAAGCUGCGGAUGAUGCACUCUAACAUGGAGACACUCUAUAAGGAGCUGGGCGAAUACUUCCUCUUUGACCCCAAGAAGAUGUCUGUGGAGGAAUUCUUCAUGGAUCUGCACAACUUUAAGAAUAUGUUUGUGCAAGCAGUCAAGGAGAACCAGAAGCGGCGGGAGACAGAGGAGAAGUUGCGGCGCGCAAAACUGGCCAAGGAGAAGGCAGAGAAGGAACGGCUGGAGAAGCAGCAGAAGCGAGAGCAGCUCAUAGACAUGAAUGCUGAGGGCGAUGAGACAGGUGUGAUGGACAGUCUUCUGGAAGCCCUGCAGUCAGGCGCAGCAUUCCGGCGGAAGAGAGGACCCCGUCAGGGCAACAGAAAGGUCGGGUGUGCGGCAGCCACAAGUCAGCUCGCUUCCAUGCUGACCAAGGACAGUGCCAUGAGCUACAUUCCUGCCAAGAUGCCCAAGAAGACCGAGGAAGUCCCCACCAUCCUUGAGGAGACUAAGGAGUUGCUGGGCCGUGCAAGCUAAGCCGGGUCCUGGGGCCAUGGCCGCGCCUCAGUGGAGCCCCAUACUGUCAGGCCCUGCAGCAUGUGCCUGAAGGGUCACGGAGAUAUUCCUCUGCGGUGGCCACUCCCAUCACCCUGACCCCAUCUUUCUCUCCAGCCUGCUGCUCUCUGUACUUCACACACAGCUUCAGCUGCCUGGAGGCCAGAAGGAAAGGGCAGGGUGGGGAGGCCUGAGCCCAACCCAGCCAGCCCUGGCUCUCAUACUACCAAAGCAGGCUCCGUGUUUGCUGCCUUAACCCAAGUGUCUCCUCUGUUCUCCGUGGCCUCACCUCGGACAAGGCCCCACCUGCUUUCUCAGCCCCUGCCUUUCCAGUGGGCGUCUACCUAGGUCAGUCUUGCUGGGUUCGUGCUUUUCUUUUGUGUUUUCUCUGGCCCUGAGACCAGCAUGGGCUUACGAACCUUUGGGCUCUGUCCCUCCUUUCACUGCUGUCACCCCCUUGCUCUGCUCUUCCCGCCCUAGCUCUUGUUUAUUACUAGUGGUGUGGCAUUGGGAACUGCUUCCAAGAAAGUGGGGAGCAAAUCCCCCUCUUACCCCACCUUUUCGGAAAGACCUCCCAAAACAAAAAGGACCUGGACCACUUUCAUCUGUCCUACUGUGGCCUAAGCCAGAGCCUGUGGGCGGGCAGGCCCAGCACAGGUGGGCCCUCCCCCUAGCCUGCUGCCGUGCUGUGUGCCCUUGCCUCUCUGGAUCCUCCGCUCCAGCCCCAGGCUGCGGAGCCACAGGCCUUCCUUACGCCCUCCCUAGAGCUUUGGUGCAUCUCAUCUGAACUAUGGGCUGUAUUGUGGUCAUCCCAACACCUUACCCUCUGUCUCCAAGGAAAUGGGAGGCAGAGCCUCCUGGCUGAGAAAUUGUUUUGCAAAUGGAUCUAUUUUUAUAUGAAUUUUGUUUUGUUUUGUUUUUAAGGAAAAUAACUCUUCCUUCCCCCUGCAUAAUAUAAGAGGCUUUGAUGGCAGGUUCCAGAGUCCCUGGGAUUUCUCCCCACAAGCCUCAAUUCAGAACACGCCCCUGGACCUCCAUCUCAGCCCUCAAGCCUCUGGGCCCUUGAGGCCAGUGCAGACUCACUCCCCCAGCAUCUGCCUCUGGGGCAAGAGGAAGCUCUUCUGUUGUUGAGCUGGCCCAGGCCUGAGAGUAGUGGGGGCUCUGAAACGACAGAGUUUUUAUAAAUGUAAUAUAUUUAUCAAGCCAAAUGUGCACAUGCUAACUGGACGCUCUGGAGAAGUGGGCACAGGGCGUGCUACCCUGCUCUCUUCUCAACAGUGGGCAGGCCAAACUCUUUGGUGGCCCCAGCCACAGGAAGCUGAGAUUCUCUGGCUCAAGGGGACACUUCGCCUACCUGCGCUCCUUUCAGCUUCCCACCCUCAGGUAGGGAAAGAGUGGCACUCGAAGGGCCUGGCCCAGAAGUACAGUUAUUAGAAUAAGGAGGAGCUUAGGAGAUCUUAGGGUGCCUGCAGGGAGGCCUUGAGGCUGGGAAGGAGGGUUCUGGUUGCUAGAGUGUGUGUGUGUGUGUGAAGGGGCAACAGCAGCUCCUUUGAGCUAUUUCUGGGAGGACUGUGGUGCGGGGCCUGCUGCUCCUAGGUCCCCUCCUCCCUGCUGACAUCUGGGGCUUUGACCCUUUCUUUUUUAGUCUACUUUUGCUAAGAUGCAUUUAAUAAUAAUAAAAGGGAAAAAAUGCAAACCUGUUUCUCUUGCCUCUUGGGCUUCUGGGAUGUCAUCACCUCCAGUUUGUUGGGUUUGUUUCCAACGGUUAAUAAAGCCUUGAAACAGUA
Hippopotamus amphibius kiboko is the source of this 3940-nucleotide messenger RNA. RefSeq names its product protein diaphanous homolog 1-like. NCBI's taxonomy places the organism in Eukaryota, Metazoa, Chordata, Mammalia, Artiodactyla, Hippopotamidae. Gene Ontology annotation, molecular function: actin binding; microtubule binding. Gene Ontology annotation, biological process: actin filament polymerization. Bases 750 to 2135 code for a protein of 461 amino acids. The transcript has 10 exons. The record is from RefSeq and is a predicted model, not a curated record. Gene Ontology annotation, cellular component: actin filament; cytoplasm.